Molecule: messenger RNA, 1377 nt
Organism: Musa acuminata AAA Group (dessert banana)
Lineage: Eukaryota; Viridiplantae; Streptophyta; Magnoliopsida; Zingiberales; Musaceae
Product: protein CHUP1, chloroplastic-like
Exons: 4
Coding region: 1-1377 (458 amino acids)
Biological process (GO): chloroplast organization
Cellular component (GO): chloroplast outer membrane
Source: RefSeq, a predicted model, not a curated record
AUGGAGUCGAUGGUGAGAAGCAGGGGCGUGAAUCCCAUCAUCAUCAAGCUUGGCGUCCCAAUCGGUCUCACCUUCGCAGGUUUCAUCGUCGCCCAGCUCUCGUCUCGCGCCCGACCGCGCGUUCCCUCUCCUGCUGCUUCCACCCAUCGUUAUUCUUCAGGUGCCCUGUCGCAAGCCACCGGGAGGUCAAGCGUUGGUCUCAAAGAACUUCGACUUCUAAAAGGCAAAGCGGCUUUGGCGACGAUCGUCAACGGCACUUCGACCACCACCGCGCUGCGUUUGGCUCCGACCAAGACGAGCUCCGGCGACGACGAGUGCGAUCACACGGUGAAAGAUCUGGACGCCUCCCGGCCCAAGAACCCGUCGAUCGAAGAGGACAGUGUGACGGAGCAAGAGAUAGCAAGCCUUCGGAGCUUGGUUUGCUCCCUCCAAGAGAACGAGAGGAGCCUGGAGCUCCAACUGCUGGAGUAUUACGGAAUGCAAGAGCAGGCGGCCGCCGUGAGAGAUCUCGAGCGCCAACUGCAGAUGAGCUCGACUGAAGCAAGGUUGUCCUCUUUAAGGAUCGAGUCGUUGCAGUCCGACAACCAGAGGCUCGAAGCUCAGCUCGCGGAUCUUCCGAGAGUGAUGAACGAGCUUGAGUCUGCGAGAGCGACGAUCAGGCUUCUGAAGAAGAAGUCGCGAUCGGAUGCAGAGCAGGCGGCGGAGAGAACAGCUUCCCUUCAUCAAAGGAUCAGCCAAUUGCAGCGUCAGAACAACGAGGAGACGGAGGGAAAGCUGAAGAGGCUGGCGGAGCUGGAAGAUGAAGCCGCACAACUCAAACUGGUCAACUCGAGUCUAACGGAGCAGAACUCUGACCUGACGAGAAAGCUGGAGUCAGCACAAGCUUCUGCAUCAUCUGCACUUGAGGCUCAAGAGUUGCAGGCAGAUGCAUUGGCGAAAGCCAACUUCUUGAAGGUAGCAAACGAGAAACUGGUGAAGGACAUCGAACAGCUCAAAACCGAAAAGGCCGCCGACGUCGAAGAACUGGUGUACCUUCGAUGGGUCAAUGCAUGCCUUAGGUACGAGCUGAAGAACUACAAGCAGAAAUCAGCGGCGAAGGAUCUCAGCAAGAGCUCGAGUCCCGAGUCCGAGGAGAAACCAAAGCUGCACAUGAUGGAGUACGCAGACUCCGGUAUCGAUGAGAAAACCUCGAGUUUCGUAGACUUUGACUCAGAGCAUUCUUUUUCUUCACAAACAUCCACUGAAGAAUCUGAAGACGCUGCGAUCGAAGUCAUCUCCUCAACCAGACAUGGAAAUUCCAAGAAAAUGAAGUUUAUCGGCAAGCUUAAGAAGCUGGUGUUGGGAAAACAAACCCAUAGUAGCAGAUCUUUCGCAUAA